AUGACCGAAAUCAAUGAAUCGAUUCACCUAAACUGUACCAUACGUUAUCUAUUGAACAGUACCAAUAUCGAUCCAACCUCAAUAUUCGAUCGUUAUCCUCAAUGUGAAUUACAACGUAAAUUUAUGCCAAUCUUUUUAUACAUUGUCCGAACAUUCAUGUUGAUUUGGUUAAUCAGUGGUCUAUUCGGCAAUCUGCUGUCUUUUCUCAUUUGGAUAUCAAAACAACAAAGACGUAAAAAUAGUUCAGCUAUCUAUUUAGCCACUUUAUCAAUGACCGAUUUAAUAUUGAUUCUGUUAUUGUUAAAUUAUGAUUUGGAACGUUAUUGGUGUAUACGUGGUGUCACUAUAAUACCGGGUAUUUGUCAAAUAUUUCAAUGUCUAUUCAUAUUUACACAAUAUUACUCGAUUGCAUUAGUAUUCGGUUUCACAUUAGAACGUUAUUUGGCUGUAUGCUUUCCAUUCAAACGACAUAAAUUAUGUACAACAAAGAAGGCGAUUUUAGCUGUGAUUAUUUUAUCAUUAUUUAUUAUUGGCCCCACAUUAUCACAAGCAAUUUUAUGGACUUUUGAAAAUGGUGAAUGUCGUAUGCGUAUCAAUAUUGUAAUGGAUGAGAAAUUUCAAACCUUAUUAUUUGUACAAGAAGUUGUAUUCUCGCUGGUUAUACCAUUAGCUACACUGGUAUUUAAUAUUUUAGUAUUAUGUGAAAUGAGACGUUUAAUUAAAUCAAGUCAUUUAAUGAAAAUAUCGAAAUAUCGUUCAGUGCAUUCUUCAUCUAUGACAAAUACUACUAAUACUACUCAUCAUGAGAAUAUUAGUAGUAUUGGUAAUCAUCAUCAACAACAACAACAACCACAGUAUCCGAAUGAUUCUAUCAGUAGAUUAACAUUGAAACGAAUCAAUUAUAAACAAUUAUUUAAACGACACACAUCUAAUCAUACUACUGAUAAUGUAACAAGUAGUUUCAAUAAUACAACCGAUGAGAUGAUGCCUGGUAGUCGACGUACGAACAGCUGUACCAGUUCUCAACCUCAACAGCAUCAAUCUAAUCGUCAUGACUCAUCAUUGGAUACACCGAAUUUCAGUCCAAUGAAAACAACACGAUUGAAUUCCACCGGGGAGAAUCAAAAUCCAACCAAAGAAUCAUCACAAUUCAUUUCAGCGACAUUAAUGUUAAUCAUCUUAUCAUUUUAUUUAAUUGCAUGCACAGUACCAACUGGCAUUGUUUAUCUUAUACAAUUUCAUUGGUUACAACCAGACGACUGUUUAACCGAUCAAAUGGUUUAUCAAUCCCCUGAAUGGUCAUUAUUUUUUCAACGUAUUACAACAAAAGGUUUGAUUGACGCGUUGUGUGCAUCUCACUACGCUUGUAACUUUUUCAUUUAUUUUCUAACUUGUACUGGAUUUAAGCGACAAGCAUUGAAUAUUUUAAAGUGUAAAUUCUCACGAAUGCAUUCUUCUUAUUAUGAUAAUCCAGAUUAUGGAACGGAAACGCUGAUUCUGUCACGUCGUACUGCACCGAGAUCAUUGCGUCAUUUGUCGGAGAAUGAUUUAAGUUUGGAUGCGAAUCAUAAACCAUUAUUGAUUUUUAAUAAUAAUAAUAAUAAUCCUACUCAGAAUAAUCAUAACAGUUCUAGUUAA
Schistosoma turkestanicum is the source of this 1638-nucleotide messenger RNA. NCBI's taxonomy places the organism in Eukaryota, Metazoa, Platyhelminthes, Trematoda, Strigeidida, Schistosomatidae. The record is from the annotation of a GenBank genome assembly.